AUGCCGCUUCGACGGACCUCGGGCCACAAUUUCAGCUCGACAACCAGCCGCAUCCGUUCUUCAGACAUACAACACACCGACAAUCCAUCACUGCAUGAUGCCUCAAACCUCAGCAGCGGUUACUCUCGUCCAGAGUCGCUCGUCGGCGAGCAGAAGGUCGUCACAUCAAUAGUAUCGCGUCUCGUCAACAAGUUGCCAUGCAACUCUGGCAUCAAGUUGGCGAUGAUGGAGAUAGAUGAAGGCGUCAAGACGACUGUUGAGAGUCUCCUCCAGAUCUCAAGAAUCCGGUUACCGCUUGUCGUGCAUGCCCUUGCGAGCUCGCUGGAGACUCUGUCCAAGUACUCGGGAACAGGCGCCCUUGUCGAUGCCCCUCUCGACACCAUCCACUCCCAACUAUAUCUUCUCCAAAUCCUUGUCCAAUGCCUCUCAGAGUCCUGGAACCUAAACGCGAACGCAGCCAACCCCCCACACUCCGAGCUGCCCGCAUGCUGGCCCGACCCACCACCACUGGAUGACCACUUGGCGCGUCACCUGCUUGGCGUACUCGUCAUCUACAUCCGGAUGCUCUCCCAAGAGAGCUCACAUAGCAGCUCAGCAGGAGCGCUGCCUCAGCUGUCCAACCGCGAUGGCAAGUCCCCGAGCACCACUUCUGUUGCUGCCUGGGGCGCUCAGAUCAACACGCCCGGCGCGAGCUCAUUUUCUCUGGGAGCCAACUUCAUCCAGGGUCACUCGUAUCCGUCCGCGCCGACGGCACGACCGCCAGGCAUACCUGAGCACGCCAAGUUGCUGGCACCCACUGCGUCGUCCCACGCGUCGGCGAUCACCCAGUUGACAAAGAGGACCGCCCGAGUCAUCUUCUACCUCUCCGCGUCCAAUUGGCCUCUGGUCUUGUCACGCAUCAAGGCGCGGGUGGCUCACUUGACGACGACGCUGGAGGAGAACCCCGAACUCUUCGAGCUGCGGUUCCUCGAGUGGGCCAAUGUUGACGCUACACGUCUGGCUCAGGCAUUGCAAGAGAUCUCGACGCCGUUUCUGCACGUUAAGCGGCCAGCCCAGACGGCGCUUGCCUCCGCACUCCGCAAGGCGAUAUGGAACUGGAUCGACGUCUAUCCCGCCGAAUACCAAGCCCUCAUCGAAGGCACACGGAAGCUGGACGGCAAUCCAGACGUACUCUUCGACGUUCUCCUCUCCAUGUCGGAUUCGUCCUCCACCAACAAGCGCGCCAAGGUUUUCUACCCGCUUAUGGCGAUGCUCCUCGUCCUGUCGCCAGAUUCGUUGAAGCGGUUGGCAAUGGGCGACGUCUCCCGAGGAGGGUCAGCUUUCGCCAAGAAGCAUAGCUUCCUGGAUAGCUUGCGCAAGGGCCUCUCCCAAAGCAAGUCAUUCGAGGCUUGCGCCGUCUGCUACGUUGACCUCGUCCGCGCGGCCAUGUGCUGCAGUCCGCGAUUGGAGACGUCUGGUAUUCGCACCCUCGCGCCAGACCUGCAGAAUGACUUGAAGAAUGCACUCUUCUACUCGUCCCUGGCCACCGAGAUCACCGACAUCAACAUUAUUGUUGACGGCCUUGUGGCGUUGUACCGCUUCAACCCAACCGUGACUACUCAGGUGAUCUUCCCGAAGCUCUGGACCGACAACUCAGACAACAGCAAGAUCAUAGGUCUCCGCGCUUGCACUGCGCUGGUGAUGGAAGGCCAGCGCUUGCCUUGGCAUCCUGCGCUCAGCUCUCUGCGCCAGGAAGUCGCGCGCGCCAUCCGAGGCAUGCUACGGUCCACUGCUCCUAGCGUCAUCAACCACGGCAUCAACCGCCGCGGGCGGAGUAGCAUCGACCUUCCAUCAACACAGACAGAUGUCACUUGGGAGAUCCUCAACCUAAUGGCUCUGGACCCAUCAUUCGCGUACGAAGGUCUUGGCGACUCGCAGGACACGCUCGGCAACCUAUUGGGUGGUAUCUCCUCACUCACGGCCGUGUCCUGUCCGAUGACGAUCCGCGCACAGGCAGCGAAGACCAACCUCGUUCUUCUGGAUCGACUCGUCGAGCAGUGCCAGAGCGACCCUUCCAGAGCAAACCAGGCCAGCCAGUCGGCUCUCUUCAUCUGGCAGAUCCUCAUCGACUCGAGCCGGCGCUUCCUCGUCGAUUUCCAGCUCGGCGACAUUGACGACAUGGCCAUGAUGUGCGGCGCAUUCCGUUCGACUGUUCAUUCCAUGUUGAACGUCGUCACCUCGCUCCCAGAGCUCGCCAAAGCACCAGCAGCGCGACCGGCCGUACUUGUUGCCAAGGUCGCGACCGUUACAAGCUUGACAGGCCCCGACGUUGAACAGACCAACAUGGCGUCACCCGCGCUCAUGGCUCUAAGCAAACUGAUGCUCAUUGUUCGGUCAUCGGUCAGCAACAGCCAGGCCCAGAUGGACGAGAUAUCUAGCCAUGGCAAUAUGCUCGCUCAGCUAGGCAGCCUGCCCCCGGCCACAGGUCGCAAUCAGCAACAGCGUGCUAUCCGCCGCAUCAUGAAGACGCAUGUCCGAUCCUCCACCUUACUUGGCGGGGUCUGGAUCGGCCUCGCCGCUCGCCUGCGCAUUCUCACAAACAAGAUCCACUCUGCUGAGUCGGAUGCGCCUGAGAAGGACUACAGUCGGCGCCGUAACAUGGCUGCGGACAUCGAAGGCCUCACCGAGGACGAGUCCAAGGAGUGGCAGAACCUCGUCUCGUUCCUGUGCGCCACCAGUGGCGUCUGCACUCCCGACAUGGCCUCCAUUCCCAACGUCUCGGAAGUGGUGGGCAAGGGCGUCCUGCCGCGCGUGUACGAUGAUGCUACCGACCUCGCUACUCAGGUCGAGAGCUUCCUACGCGAGUGCGUCGAUUUCCUCGUCAGCAACUCGAUUUACGUCCGCGAAUCUAUCAAGGAUGCUCUCGGGAACGAGCUUCCCCUCAGUCUCUGUCGUGUCCUGGUUGUGCAGAUGACCAAGUUGCUAUCUCACUCGACUGGGCCCACGGGGGUGGCGACGUCGGAAGCGUUCACGACAUUCGUCGAUCAGGUUAUCGCUGUGAUCCGCCUGUGGGUGGAGCGCGUCAACCCGGACGAGAGUAGCGGCGUGCAAGUGGAUCUUGGAGAGUUGCUCUACCUCAUCGCCCAGUACACGCAUCGCUUAGGCCGCGAGGACGCUUCACAGCGCAUCAAGAUCAAGUUUUGCCAGCUUUUCGAGGCUGUCCUUGGCAAGCCUGAGUUUGUGGUCCUCUGCAACGCAACCAAACUCCGCAACGCAGUGCUCGAGUGGAUGUGUGAAUGGUCAAUCGAGACCCUCCGGGACGAGUUCCAUAUCGGCAUCCAGGACAAGGUGCAACGUGACCUUGACAUCUCGUGUCUCCGCGCCAUGAUCCCCAUCACCGACGGCCUUGUCAUCCGCUCAGCUGGAGACGACUCGGAGGACUCCCAAAACGUUGCCAAGGCACGCCUCUUCUACCGCUAUUAUGUGUUGCUCGUACGCGUGCUCGAGAGAUCCAACAGCCUCGAGUCUGAGUCAUCGCAUGUGGCUAGAUCAGUGUCCAACAUGAGUACUAAGGCUGGCGGCGGGGAGAGCUAUCCAGCACUCGCGAUUCUGGUUCUUUCCAACCUCCUCUCCGCCAAUGUCGACGUUGGUCUCAAGCACUGUCUAUCGCUGGCCUACCACGAGGACUCGACUAUUCGCACGGCGUUCAUGCAGCUUGUCUCGAACAUCUUGCAGCAGGGCACACGCUUCGGUGGCCUCGCUGUCAAGAACGCAGCCGCUCCCAAGGUCUACUUCGACGCUCUUGCGUCGCCCAACCUUGCUCUCGCUGUCGCCAUUUGCGAGGCGUGUUCACCAAACGAGCUCGACGAGAUCUCAUCCCUCCUGUUUCGUGUCUUCGAGUCCAAGGGAAACCUUCUCAACCUUAUGAAGGUCCUCAUUGAGCGCGACGUCGCUCUCACAAGUCACGAGUCCGAGCUGUUCCGCGCCAACUCGAUCAUGACGCGUCUCAUCACCACAUUUGCCAGGACGUAUGGCUACAACUAUGUCCGUAGCUGCCUCUCGCCCCUGGUUUUGUCGAUGGGCGAGAAACCCGCAGAGUGCUCGUUUGAGCUAGACCCGGCAAAAGGCGGUGCCGUUGAGGACAUCGACCGCAAUGCCGAGCACCUCCGGCUCAUGUGCCAGGCACUCCUCGACAUCAUCUACAACUCGAUCCCCAACCUCCCAGUCCUCUUCCGUGCCUUGUGCCAUCACAUCUGGGAGGUUGUCGAGGACCGUUUCCCGGACUCAAGGCAUUCCGCCAUUGGCUCGUUCAUUUUCCUGCGGUUCUUCUGCCCGUCAAUUGUUUCACCAGAGAGCAUCGACCUCGAUAUCCCGGCGGAGAGACGCGACACGCGCCGCGCCCUCGUCCUGAUAACAAAGGUUAUCCAGAACCUGGCCAACAACGUUCUGUUCGGGAGCAAGGAGGUGCACAUGAAGCUCCUCAACCAGUUCCUGUCGGACAACAUCCGCCAGGUGACGAAGUUCCUGUCUGAUGUCGCUCAGAGGCCACGCAGCUGGGAGGUGGCAGCCGCGACCAAGCUGUUCCAGGAGGAGACGGAGCGCUCAAUCGACGUCGAGGCCGACAAUGCUAUCAUCCAGAAGUUCAUCUACAAGCACUUCUCUCGUCUCGAGACCUUGCUCGAAGGUAUGCCCACGUCCUACCGGACACGCCAGGGAACAUCAUCGCGCUCAGUGCGGCUCGACCUCGACGGCAAGGGUGCCCUCGCCAACCUCCGCCGGAUCAUGGACGAGACUGGGCCGUUGCCUGAUCCGGUGCGGCUCAGCGUUAGCGCUCGUUCCCAGGUCUAUGACGACUUCAUGCGCCACAACGCGGGCCGCAACACCGACAGCGCAGCCUCCGCGUUCUAUGAGGGGCAGCCCAGCCAGGCCGGAAGGCGAAUCUUCUACCUCAUCCUGGCGCAUGUCGCGCUUGUCGACUACGACCUGCUCGCGUACCGGAUCUUCUCGCUCAUGGACAACGUGACCGACUACUUCGACGUCAUCGUCGACAUGACCGACUUCUCUCCUCAGAGCGAGAUCCCCAUACCAUGGCUGAGGCGAUCCUUGCAGAUGUGUCCACCGCGGAUCAUGCCGUUAAUCCACACCCUGGUGUUGUACAACCCCAACUCGUACGUCAAGAAACGCUUCCGUCAACUGCUCGCCGAGUUCCAGCCAUACGCACCGACGAUGAAGAACGUCAUCGCGGCGAGCUCGCCCGCGGAGAUCCACGACCUCAUCCCCGCCUUCAACGGCUACGAACUGCCGGAGCGGACCAAGGUCCUGGCAUAUAAUGCUGAGAACGUCUUCACGAGCCUGCAGUGUGUCUCGGACCAUGAGCAGCUAGUUCCUGUUGUCGUCAAGCUGUCGACGGAGAGCAUCCAGGUGGCGUCGUGGAGGAAACAGGACCUCACUCCGUCGGUCAAGUCGUACAUCAUCGACGUAAUCGACCUGGCAGACGUCAACGAGAUUACGAUGGGUAGACAGAACACCGACCAGUUAACACUCAAGUACUCGCAUAACAAGACUGUCACGUUCACAUCCCAGAGCGUGGAGCGUAACGAGCUCGCCCAGAUCAUCCGCGCCGCGGUCAGCCGGUUCAGGACAACGCCGUCUGACGAUCGCAUCCUGCGUCCAACCGACGUGCCCGGAACACUGCUCAACGUCGCGUUCCUCAACCUGUCGUCGAGCGACGAGACCCUUCGUCUCGGGGCUUACAAUCUCGUCCACGAGCUGUGCCAGUUCUUCAAGUACGACCUUGCGUCACAAGUCCUCAAGGUAUCAACAGGCCUCACUAUACCGAGUAACUCGCUGUCGUUUGUUUACAAGCUUAGCAAGGCGCUGGCCACGACUGCUCCCAAUCUCACCCUCGAGUUCCUGAAGGAGUGGACCGUCGGCUUUGCGAAGGCCGACACGCCCCAGAAGGCCGCCUGUCUGCACUACGUCGGGCCCUGGCUCAAGAACCUCGAGCUGUUCGCCAAGCCAUCACGUGACGACGGGGUCGAGAACGCCAAACAGGUUGCCGACGUCGUUAGAAGCCUCAUCGCCCUAACUGUCGCCGAGCGGAAGCGGCUCCAUCUCUCUAUCCAGGAGCACGUGUGGAGGGUGCUCGCCUCCUCACACGAAGCGCUCAUCGACCUCAUUGUCCGGGAACUGCUGCACCUCGCUGUUAACGCUGGUCCGGGAUCCGAGAAGGCCGAGGGCGCGGCCGACAUUCUCGUCUCGCUCAGUUCAACAGCUGUCCGUGGCAAGGUCGUCGCGCGCCUCCGCAAGAGCAUCGGACAGACGUGUGUCAAGCCAACUAACAUCCUCAGCGACAGCCCGUCAUGGAACGAGAUCUGCACGCUUGCGCGGAUCAACCUCGCCCUCGCGUUCAGCCCACCAAACGCCCUCGACACGCAACUGUUCUUGCCGGACCUCUUCCACACCAUCGUUCUCAUCUCGGGCAUCGGACCGGUCAUGAUGCGCCAAAUUGUGUAUGGCCUGGUAAUCAACAUCCUCCAGUCGUUGGCCACGAUUGCGGCCGCUGGGGAUAUGGACGCGACCACGCUCCAACACCUUCUCCAGCAGGCCCAGCAACCCGAGAUGAUCCACGCGUUUGGCUUGGUGCAGAACCAGGGAAGUCUUGAACUUGCCGGCGCCACACAUUGGGACCCAACCGGCCUAUCUCACCUCGACUCGCUCAACAAGGUGACUAACUUCCUCGGUGACGUCCUCACUGCGGGUGCUCCCUCGAUGGACUGCGCCAACGCCUGGCGUGCGCGCUGGAUGGGUCUUGUCGCUGCGACCUGCUUCCAGCACAACCCUGCGACGCAGCCCCAAGCAUUCAUCGCGCUCGGGUACCUCGCGCAGGACGACGUGGACGACGACGUGGUCUACCAGAUUGUCGUGGCCCUCAGUGGUGCCUUUGGCUCGUUCCAUGAGGACGACACUGUGCCAGUAGUCAGCAUGCUCCGCUGCUUAGCACGGGUCAUGGGUGGGUUACACUCCGACAGCAAGUACGCCAACGUCCUCUUCUGGAUCGCUGUCUCUGUCUUGCAGCUGUCGUACAUCCCGCUGUUCGGUCCGGCGCUCGAGCUGCUGCUCACGACCAUCCGUCAUUUGCGCUCAACCCAGUCCUCCAAGAACAUCUUUGGGGUGCUCAUGGAGGCACGCGCAGCCACGGGCGAGCAGGCUAACAAGCUUGACCAGAUGUGCGGUGUCAACUUUGACACGGACCCGUACUACUCGCUGGUAGCGAUCAUCAACAAGGGCGUGCGCCACCCCAACACACGGGCCCUUACGAUCGAGACGCUCACCGAGCUCCUCCGCCUAUCAUGCGCCGAGGAGACGAUCGAGGACCGUGACCGACUCCUACAGGGGCGGAGCGUGCCGUUCUUCACGGCACUGCUACCGCUAUCGGCCAGCAGCCCGGCGUCCGUACGGGAGCUCCUCCAGGUCGCCAAUGUCGUGUUAGAGAACGACAGAAUGCCAGACAUUGCCAACCUCGGCGUCUACGACCUGCUAUCGUUGCUGGACAACUCAAAGGUGCUCCUGUUCGUCACUCUCAUUGUCACGAUCCUCACCAACGUGAGCAGUGACGCAGAGAAGUUAGUGCUCUACCGUCUUCUGGCAGACGCCAGCAUGGACGCACCAGACGUGGUCGCGACAGCCUACGACACACUCAUCCCGCGCAUGACGGGCGUGCUCACCACGACGACGUCGACGGCAAUCCUGCAAAAUGUCACCCUAAUCUUUGAGCGCGCCAUGGCCGAUGCCACAUACACGUUCCCAACUGGCCAGGCAACCGACAGCAGUUCGUCGGUGCACAAGAAGAACUACUCGGCCAGCGUGAGCUCUGGCCAAACGAACAUUCCCGUCCGCCCGCGUGACCAGGUCCUUGAGGACCUCGGCAUGAAGGGCCUGACCGACAUGAGCUUUACAGGCGUCAAGCUCGACCGCCUUUCAAACAUGUCAAAGUACAUUGCGGCACUUAUCGACGCCUUCUCACAGUCGAUCUAA
Messenger RNA from Cutaneotrichosporon cavernicola, 8016 nucleotides. RefSeq lists its product as uncharacterized. The transcript has 7 exons. The record is from RefSeq and is a predicted model, not a curated record. Gene Ontology annotation, biological process: regulation of GTPase activity. Bases 1 to 8016 code for a protein of 2671 amino acids. NCBI's taxonomy places the organism in Eukaryota, Fungi, Basidiomycota, Tremellomycetes, Trichosporonales, Trichosporonaceae.